Molecule: messenger RNA, 2292 nt
Organism: Caenorhabditis briggsae
Lineage: Eukaryota; Metazoa; Nematoda; Chromadorea; Rhabditida; Rhabditidae
Gene: Cbr-hpo-22
Product: Protein CBR-HPO-22
Exons: 10
Coding region: 1-2292 (763 amino acids)
Molecular function (GO): protein binding
Source: RefSeq, a predicted model, not a curated record
AUGCAUCAGAACAGUCUAGGACCGGCGACGUCUGGAAUAGGUGGUAAUCUCAAUACUGCGUAUCCACCUUCACAAAACGAUUGUAUUCUUCUGCAACACGCUCAACCGGGACGAGAAGAGAGAGAAAUCAAAAAAAUAUUCGCUAUCGAAGACGGAGUAUAUCAAACAGUCAAGCACGCAGAAAUAUCCCGUCCCAAACCUCUUUCACACUACCAAGUUCCACCAGGACUUGUGGCGGCGGCUAAUCAGAUGGCAGGCGCAAGUUCGACCGUUCGUGUCAGUUUCCUUGAUUUUUCAUCUCGAGAUGUUAUCCAACCUGACGUAGCCGUGGAAUGCUCCUCCUCUUAUGACCCGAAUAAACAAGAUGAAAACGGGUCUCCUAUGAUGCGUAGCCAAAAUGAGGAAAACGAGAAGUCUAUUAUUUGCUUCAAUGUCGGCAAGGAACUCUAUAUGUAUGCGUACAGGGGUACGCGGACCAAGACGGAUCUGACUCGACCAAUCGACAAAAGAGUUUACAAAGGGACUGCCCCAUCUUGCCACAUUUUUAAUCAAGAAAAAUCAUCAGCAUCAACAAGCCAGUUACUCAUAGGAUUUACACUUGGCCAACUACAGAUCAUCGAUCCCCUAGACAAAAUAUCUGCUACACCUUCCAGUAAACUAUAUAACGAAGAUCGGUACAUUGAGAAAACGGCAGUAACAUGUCUUCGCUUCCUUCCUGGCGAACCGAAUAUUUUCCUGUCGUCUCAUGUAUCAGGAAACCUGUACGUUUACGAUGAGAGAAUUUCCGCUAUCUCAAGCUCAGGGAAUGGUAGUUCGCAGUCACCACCGUGGCAUGUUCAGACGCAGGUAUUGUCGAUAGACCUGAUCGGAUAUAGAAUGUUUUUUCCUGUUCAGGGAUAUGGUUACACUACUUACUCCUGGAAAACGAAACAUCCACGAAACCCCACCACAAGGUGGCAGAUUGGUAGUGGAACGAUUCACCAGUUCAAUUUUUCUGGACCCGACACGAAAAUGUUGGCAACUGUUUCUCACGAUGGAUUUCUUCGAAUUUUCAAUUAUGAGACACAAGAAUUGAUGUCCUGUAUGAAAUCUUAUUUUGGUGGCCUACUAACUCUUGCAUGGAGUCCAGAUGCAAAAUUGAUUGCAACUGGAGGCGAGGACGAUCUUUUGACCGUAUAUGAUGUUGCUGAGAAGAAAGUUGUCUGUCGUGGUCAGGCACAUAAAAGCUGGAUCAGUCAAGUUCAAUUUGAUCCUUACGUUGUGCGCAGAUCGAAGAAAGACCCAGAAAGCAAUGGUAGAUCCUCUAUGACAGCUUUAGAUGAUGUCUCCAGAGAAAUGGAUACUCGUUGUAUGCCAUCAACGAGUACUGAUCCAAACUUUGGGUACACAAAACCAACAUCGACGAUGUCGCGAAACUCACUGGCUUCUGCCAGCGUGACACAACGAGCUGAUGAAAUCGUCUAUCGAAUCGGAAGUGUGGGACACGAUACAUUCCUAUGUUUGUGGGACAUCACAAACGAAAUUCUCAACAAAGGUAAUCAUCGUCGUCAUCGAAAUUCGACAAUUAUUGCAACAAAUGCCGCCUUAGAUAUCGAUCACUUGUCCGGAAAGCUCGAGGAUCUACCUGAGCUGUCACCUGGUGUCGGAGAACCAAGCACAAACUCUGAGCAACCACUACUCGACGCGAAUCGACCAGCCCCACCACAAGAAAAGCCCCCAAAGAAGAAGCGUUUCAACAGAAAAGCUUUUGGACUUUCGAAGUUCACCUCUUCUGGAAACGCAAGUACAAGUACCAGUGCUGUAGGAAGUAGAGCUAAUCCAACAAAUGCCAACGCAUCCAGUGUUGACAUAGUCGCACGUUUGGGCUCUCCUUCUUGUCCUGGAAUUAGAGACGUACCCAUCAUAGAACCACUUACAUGCAAGAAAGUUUCUCAUGAUCGUUUGACAGUGCUUGAGUUCAGAAAGGACUGUGUUGUUACUGCGUGCCAAGAAGGCUUCAUUUGCACUUGGAGCCGGCCAUCUGACCGAGACGACGUGAAACAAGAUAAUCUCAGUUCAACAGCGGCUGCGACGCCAGAAUCAGAACAGAAACCUUCUGUUUCGGCCACCGCAUCGUUUGGUUAUGGAUCAGAAAUAUCGAACGGUGUUACUGGAUCUCGUUCGUCUAGUAACUUCAGUACCCAUGAGCUACAACAACUCCGCUCGCCGAAUGCCACAUCUCCUUCAUAUCGAGUGGGCGCCAGUACUUCUGCUUAUCACCGUCCCAUGUAUGCAUGGCAAAACGCCAACUAA